ACACACCAUAGGCGCUUAAUAAACGUUUGUUGGAUUGAAUUACCCAAAGCAGAGUUACUUUUCGGAAAUGGGAAUAGGGGCUCGUGGCCCUUGGCGGACUCCGUCCCAGGCUCCGGGAUCGGAGCUCCGACGGUAACGGCGGCGGCGGCGGCUGAGACUCGGCGUUCUUGCGCCCCUCGCCUAGCGGCCGCAGCGGCCCAGUCACCUGCCCGGCCCGGGGCAAGGACUCGCGGAAGCGGAAGAGGGGUGCGGGCGCGGCCAGGGCGGUGGCGGCGGCUGCAGAAGGAGGAGGGAGACUGCGGGAGAGCCUUUGGCUGCCGCAAGAACUACGGAAGAGGCGGCUGAGCCGAGGCGGCCCCCGGCGCCCCCGCUUCUUGGUCAAAAAAAUAUUCUGGAUUCCAUUAUCCCUAUGUUUACAGAUGAAGAUUCUGAUGCUGAAGAAGUUAAGUGACUUCCUCAGGGUCACACAGCUAGUGAAUGCCUGAAGUGGAAUCAAACACAAAUCUUGUUGCCUCAGGCUUUCAAGGAGAACUGUUAUUGAAGAUGGAUCCAUUUGGUCAGAUGUAGUAUUAAAGAAUGAAGAAAGAAAAAAAUUCCUAAUUAGUACUACAAAAAUUACAAGUAAUAGCCAUCUCAGCAAAUUUGAAAUUGAACUAUUGGAGGACAACUGUUUCUUCUCAUACACCCAAAUUAGAAGGAUUAUGCUGUGCUUCUUUCAGCUAAACAGGAUCACCUUACCUUGUUGACUAUUGAUCAUAAAAUUAUACAAUGGGUCUUCGGAUUCAUUUUGUCGUUGACCCACAUGGUUGGUGCUGCAUGGGUUUGAUUGUCUUUGUCUGGUUAUACAAUAUUGUUAUAAUUCCCAAAAUUGUCCUCUUUCCUCACUAUGAAGAAGGACAUAUUCCGGGCAUAUUGAUAAUAUUCUUCUAUGGUAUUGCUAUGUUUUGUUUGGUGGCCUUAGUGAGAGCCUCAAUAACUGAUCCAGGAAGACUCCCUGAAAAUCCAAAGAUUCCACAUGGAGAAAGGGAAUUUUGGGAAUUAUGCAAUAAAUGCAAUUUGAUGAGACCAAAGCGUUCCCAUCACUGCAGCCGAUGUGGUCAUUGUGUUAGGAGAAUGGAUCAUCAUUGUCCAUGGAUUAAUAAUUGUGUUGGCGAAGAUAAUCAUUGGCUUUUUCUGCAACUAUGUUUCUACACAGAGGUUCUUACUUGCUACGCUUUGAUGUUUUCUUUCUGCCACUAUUACUACUUUCUACCAUUAAAAAAGCGUAACUUGGAUCUCUUUUUAGUUAGACAUGAAUUGGCCAUAAUGAGGCUAGCUGCUUUCAUGGGAAUAACUAUGUUAGUUGGAAUAACUGGACUCUUUUAUACACAACUAAUUGGCAUCAUCACUGAUACAACAUCUAUUGAAAAGAUGUCAAAUUGUUGUGAAGAAAUAUCGAGGCCCCGAAAGCCAUGGCAGCAGACCUUCUCAGAAGUUUUUGGCACUCGUUGGAAGAUCCUGUGGUUCAUUCCUUUCAGGCAGAGGCAACCACUGAGAGUUCCCUACCACUUUGCCAAUCACGUCUAAACAGAUGGAUGGUGGGCACAGAUGGGUCCUCCAUGCUGGAAAUGCGUUACAGGUUUUAUGAUAAUAGAACUAUGACAGUCUUCAAGUCAAUUAAAAUCCACCCACCAAUCUUAGGCAUCAUAAUGUGCCCCAGGCUUUAUUUUAAUAGUGAUCUUGAUCCUGUUGUGGGACUGAUACAAGAUCUAUAUUUAAGUUUUAAAGCGUGUUUACUUUCAAAUUAGCUUUCCAUGGGGAUUUCUUUAAACUCGUUUGUUGUUUAAACUCAAAAGGCAAUGAUUGAGAUGAACUAAUUGUAGGACAAACUGUUAGUAACUUUAUUUUGUGCAAAAUUACAGAUGUUUACUUAAAUUCUGCAUUUUCAAAUGGUAUUACCAGAUCUGAAAUUCUUCACUUUUUUUAACAAACCUUAUAUGCUGAUUUUCUUUUUUAAUGUAAUUGUAAAUCGUUAUAUCUCCUCCUUCUUUACCCUGCAUGAUAUUAACCAUACAGCAAAGCCCUGAAAACAGGCAGUGUAUUUUAUAAGAAGCAGACUUCUUCCUUAUAGUCCCUCCCUAUUUUUCCUAAUUCCUUUCCCUAAAAGAGGUCUUUUAAAGGGAAGACUUCAAAUUUUCAUCUUUAAGUAUAACAUUUCAAGAAAAAAAAUAUCCUACACAUUUUUACUACUAAGGUUAUCUAUCACUCUUGUGUUGAUAAAAGAUAUUAAGGGCAAAGACCUAAAGGAAAUAUGUGACAAAUGGACAUAUUUUCCUAUUUUCCACUGAGAUUUGUUUUGUUUAUUUGUUUCUAGUAAUUUACCUUAAUUUCAUUUCUGCCUUUUCUCAUAUUAGGAUUCAUACAUUUGAAAAUGUCAAUUUAAUUUUAAUACAUAAUGUAUAGUAUAUAGAGGAAUAUAUGCGUGCAAAAAUACCCUUUUAUCUCCUAAUAGAACUAGAAUUGCUUUUUGAAUGUUUAUAUUUAAAAAUAUUGACCAGUGAAGUAUUUUUAGGUAUUCUUUUAUACGGUUACAGUUGUAAUAGAUAAGUAACCAUUUCUGGCUGUCACUAAAUACAAUUGAAAUUCAAUUUUAAUUGGCUAACAUAAUUAGGGCUUAAAUAUUAUUUUGUGGUUAUUGGCGUCCCUUUUUAUUUGAAAUGGCUAUUGUUAUGUUUGUUAGUGAAAUUUAAUUUCUGCAACUAAUAUUAGCCUUUCUGAUGUUACCAAACUAAAACAUGAUCAUAAUGCUGGUAUAUUUGAAAGUCAGAGAAUUCUUGGGUGAAUAGGUGACAUGUUUUAAAAAAAUACAUGUUUUAUUAUAGCAUUCAGAACUUCAAAAUAUUCACAUUAUUUUACUUAAGGAAUAAAUUGGAAGGUUUCAUCAUCCCUCACCAGUUUAUCUUCUAAUAUGUUAGUUUUUUGCUUUCUCUUACUUUUAAGGUAAUUAUACCUGGGAAAUCAUGAAACAAAAUUUAGGUAUAGCUUGGACACUUUAUUGUAGUCAUUGCUUUGAGAUAUUGUAUAUAGAAAAUAUUCUGGAAUAAUAGAGUUAGAAAAAUAUGCAACAUAUUUUUCAUGGUCUAAAUUUAGAGUUUUUUUUAACUUAAAUAUUUAAUAUCAGCAAAUGAAGGUAUUUAUUGGUGCUGACAGGGUAUAUAGCUUAAUACAAAAAAUAACAUUGUUGCUCCUGGCCAAAUGCUAAGAUAUCACUUCUAAAAACAGAAUUCAUGUGAAACCAGGCAAAUAAUCAGGAUUCUCUUCAUCCUAUAUGCUAAAAAAUUUUACCCAAUUGAUAAUUGGAUACUUGGAGAUAUGAAGCCAGUUUUAGCCAAUACAGUAAUGUCAAAAGAACAGCUAUAUAUGUACUUUGUAAGCCAAGACCAUAAAGAAGUGACUAGGUCCUGUUGGAGAGCUCACAGAUAAAGUAGAUGGGAAGUAAGUUGUAUUUAUACUUUGUUCAUUGAAGGAAGCCCCCCAGGAGUAUGCCUAGGAGAGAGCUAUCAUUCCUACUUCUAAAUUAAAGGGAAGAAGCCAGACCAUCACUGCCUUCUCAGAGGACGAGGGCUCAGGCUGGCUAGGUUUGGGACCCAAGAGGUAGAGGAGGUAAGCGUUGCUUACAAUAUGUUCUAGAAUAUAAUUGAAAGGGCAAAAUGGGAGACUUCUUACUCUUUCCUCCUCCUUUCCUAUUUUUCUGUCUAUAUAGCUACACUGCCUUGGCCUUAACACUAUCUCUGCGAGACUCAUGGAAUAUAAACCCAAGGACUAGGCAAGGGAUUAUAUUAUUUUCGUGGCAGAUAUAUUACAUAUCAGUCUAUAUACACAUAUGACAAAUACAUACAAAUCCUAGCUUUUAACAUUCCCAAAUCCUCUAAUUAGCACACAUUUAUCCUGUGAAUCUUGAUACUCAUCUAUUGGAGAAAAUAACUUGAACAGUCUCCAAGGUGGAGCACAAACUCUUAUGUUCCCUAUGCGCCCUCUUUUGGUUGACUGAUGCAUUUAUUUUUAUUAAUUAGAGAGAUUUGUUCUUUUACCUUGUGACAACUUAAGGAACCAAACUUUUUGGGAAUCAGAAGCCUAAAUUUUAAAAGAAGCAUGUAAGGAAAAUAUAAAGUCUUUAAAAAAUGAGUAUGUGUUUCUAUGUAUAUGUCAUUUUCCAAUUCAUAUGUUACUGUGUUUCACUUAAAUGUUUUAUAUUAUUAUUUUGUAAUUUUCAUUAUAAAAUUUUAGUUAAUAUCUCAUGGGCACAGUAAUGAUUUUUGUUUUGAGCUAUAUCCAAAUUAUUGAGAAUUUAUUAAUUAUCAAGAAUUAGAAGUUUUACUUUAUUGUAGGAUCACUAAUUUAAUAACCUAUUCAUUAAUUUUAUUUAAUAAAUCUAUUUGAGCAAGUUAAAGAUGAAUAUAGACCCUGCAGUUAAAUCAGCAAGCAUAGACAGUCAAUACCUUAAAAACGUUUUAAGGUUGGUAUUUUUGCAUCUCUUAAAACAUAUAUUUAAUAAGAAUUUAGUUUGCUUUUCCUUUUUAUCUUUUCAUUGAACCAAUUUAGGUUUAAUACUUUUACAUAUUCAUUUAAUUUAUUAUAAGCUUUACAUAAAUAUUAAAACAAUAAAUGUAUUGAGAUUGGAAAAGAAUUACUGGCACUGGAAAAGAUAUGAUGCCAUUAAUAUUAUGAGUGAUAGAUUCUGGAUGUUGCAUAAAAGGAAUUCUUAGAAAUACUUCAUUUUUUAUUGAAUGAAAUGUGUCAAAAGAGAUUCAAGUCCCAUAAAAGUUAUUGGUGGUGUGGAAAAUUUUUAAAAAUUUAAAUUUAAAAAUUCCAAUGUUCCAAGAAUUGGAAACUAGAACUCAUGAGCAAUAAAACUGAUUUUUGUUUUUAUUCACAAAUUUACUUAUGUAUGAUAUAGUGCUUAGCUUAGUAGUACAUACGUAUAGCUACAUAAGUAAACCAAGGCAUUAUAUUUAUCAUAUGUUGUGCCCCAAAUUUAGUUUAAAAAUAAUAAUAAACUAACAUUCUGUAAUGACAUCUAUUAUUUUGCUUUAGAAUUGUGCUGAAAAACUUAAUUUUGGUUGAUAUAAAAUUUCUGUAAAUCUUUAUCCUAAAUUUUCUGCAGAAAUUAUAGUUUACUUUUAAAAAGUAACACAUUUGUUGAAUGUGAACAGGAUUUCAAUAUUCUUAACUUUUGUUCUUUUCUGGCAUAAUUAAAUUUAAUACUUUUUCAAUGCCUUGUCAAUGAUGACUCUAGUUAUGGCAUGUUAAUUAUAACUCAUAUUUGUUAAACUUUUCAAGUCACUUUUACACAAAUUAAUAGUUUUUCAAAAUCUAUGUCCUUGUUGACUUUAUUAUUUUUGAAUGCAGACCAUGAGCUUUUGUCUGAAUACUCUCCCAGGCAGAAAGAAUAAGUGAUUUUAAAUAAUAGUAGUAUAAAUAGAUUUUAGGUUAUUCCAUUGUUCUUGCAUGUAUAGAUGUUAAGAUUUCACUCCGUAUCAAUGAUUAAAAAUAUAUGCUGUUAUAGAGAAUAAUAUAACCCUUAUUUAUAGUGCAUAAUAUUAAUUAACAAAAUUAAUGAUCUCUUCCUAGGUUUUUCUUCUUUUUUUUCUUUCUCUGUGUUUCCCAUGUGACCAAAUUAUCAGACUCACUUUACUAAGUCAUAGCUUAUCUAGGUUUUAAACAUCGGUUUGAGACUGGAUAUAUAGUUAGUAUUUAUUUAGAAUACCACUGACAGACAUAAUCAUCAUUUGUUAAUAUUAGAUUUUUACCUGGCUUUCUAUGAGCUUUCCGUUAUUUGUAUAUAAAAUAUUGACACUUUAAAAAAUGACACCUUAAGAAUUAGCAGAUGUGUACAUAUGUUAUAUUUUUUUACUUUUGGGUAUCCUUUAACAUUUAGCUAAAUAAUAAUGUGGAUACUUUUUAAAAGGCUUUAUGUUCUUUCAAAUUCUGAAAUUCAUCUCCAAUUUGCUAAAUUGUAUUGUUUCUUCUAAUUAGCCUUCUUCAAAAUACCACCAAGGUGUUCUACAGAAAUAUCUGAGAAAGGAGCGGAAUUAGCUUACUAAAACCAUUGUGAUCAUUAAUUGAUUGCAUUACAUACCUCACUCAAUAUUGGCAUCUCUGCUUCCAGUGAAAUGGUUAGCUGUUCAGCAUAGUUCUGCCUGGAAAGGGCCUAUUUCCUCAGACUUCUGCCUUUUAUCAUCCUAUAGAACACAGAUGUAUAAUGACAUUUAAGGCGCAUUUUUUUUUACUUUUAUCUGGUCUUCAGGUGUUGUAAUUUAGUGAGCUAACAGUAAUCUGUGCUAAUUUGGAUCAGGAAUAGCACUGAUAUAAGUACAGAAUAAACUCUUUUAGCAUUCAGUCUUAACUGCCUGUUCCAUCAUCUUUUGCCAUGGUUAUGAAAAAGUGACAGAAUUUUAUGAUUUCUUUCUGUACUUCCCCACCACAUAUGAAAUAAGCACUAAUGAAUAAUGAAUAUUCUGCCUUAAAAGAGGAGUGCAGUGGGUGGAGGAAGCAACGAUAAGGAAGAUGAAAAGUUUUUGUCAUUAAUAAUCAGCUUCUCAGUAACAGGCUUGUCUUUUCUCUGUUUUUUGUCUCACCGGAGAAUUCAGUAAUUUUACUCAUUAUGGAAUUCUUCCCAAUUUAUCCUUCUGCAACAUACUAAAAUUGGGAGGAUACCCAGCAAAUAGAUUUGUUUUACCACUUUAUGGUACUUCCAGUAAUAUAUUCAAGAAAAGUCAGGGUUGACUGAGCUAGGUUGACUAAUUGAUGACUAAGUUCCUAAUGCAUGUGAAUGCUUUCAUUUUGGAUAAGAUAUUUACUAUGAGGAAUCUCCAUUGUUUCUUUACAGCUGGAUUAGGUAUCUUUUAGAAAUUGUUUUACACCUUAGAUUAUAUAUUGUAGUGAUAUGUUUCUUAACAUGAAUUGUGAGGGAUAAAAAUAAUGUGAAGUUUGAAGUUAUUUUAACUGAGAAGACAUUAAUAGCUUCCACAAAGUUAGAUUUGGGAACAACAAGACUGUUUUCCCAAAUGCCAGGGGUCCAUUUUAUAUCCUCAUCAAGAUACUUUUUCUGUUCAUUCUAAUGAGCUCAACAAAAAACCCUUGUCUCUUAUUCUGACAGAAGUAGAGUCACUGAUUUAGAAACAUAGUGAUUAUUGCUUACAUUUCUCUUACCUUAUAUUAAAUACCUCAAAAUCUCUAUUCCUUUUGGUAUGUUGCAGUAACACUAUAAAAAGUCAAGGCUGUGGUUUAUGAGAAUAACUGAAUAUUCUGGGAGAAACUUGAUUUAUUGGUAAUUUUAUAUGAAUUAAGAUGGAAAAGUAACAUGUUUUGUGUAUUGGUUUACUACAUGUAGGGUUUUGUUUGUGAAAUUGUAAAGUGAAGUGAAAGCAUACUUAUGAAUCCCAAGCAUUAUAUAUUUGCCAAUAUGCUUUGUAUAUUAUUUUUGCUUGAUUGUACUCAAAGUCGUUAUUUCCCAACCUCAACCACUAAGAGAGAUCCUGGUGCUACUUGCUUAGUUUUGUGCAUCUGAUAUUUCUAGCUCCUGCACCAAAGAGUUGAAAUGUUUUAUUGUUGUAGACUGAAAGAUUUUUUCCCCUGUGUGAAGUGAGUAAAAUAUGUAUUUAAUUUUAUAAUAAUUGAAUUUAAUGUCAGAUCAGUUUCUAUUAACAGAUUCUAAUUUAUAUACAUUAUUGAAUUAGUAUAAUAAAUUUUAAAUAGCUCUUCUUUGGACUUUUUUUUCCAUUUAGGUCUGAUAGUGAUAUAUGUUUUUGAAUUUAAUUUGAUUAUUCUAAUGUAAAUUUACUACCUUACAAAGUAACUUAACAAACUACUUUCAAAAUAGUAGAAGCUUUUCAUAAGAGAUUUUCUUCAUUUUUGUGUAUGUGAAAAGGUUCAUUUUUAUUAAUAUAGAAAAACAUAUACCCUAAAAGACCUCUAUUAAAUUAGGCUGGAACAGUGUUAAGUCAUCCAAAAUUUUUGCUGUCCAUAAGUUGAAGGUCAUUUUGGUUUAGAAAACAAAAAUUCUAAAUCUUUUCUAUUAAAAAUAAUUAUACCUCCAAAAGAAAGCAUUAUGAAAAUUGUACCAUUUGCCUUGCUAUUAAAGUAAAAAAUUAACUUCUACUCUUAAAACAAAAAUAGAAACAGGCUCAUGUUUCCAUGAGAGGUACUCAGGAUAUAUACCUUGAGCUAAAACAAAUAUGGCAUGUGAAUAUUCAUUUUUUACACAAAAUAUAAAUUUGGGAAUGGUUAUUUACUUUAAAGAUGGAUUUAUAGUUCUUAGUACAGGUUCCCUUAGCACAGUGCUUCCCAACCUAUGUUCUCCCUUGCCUUGCUAUGUGAAAAAGAAGUUUGGUGGAGGGCAAAAGAAAAGAAGGAUUACUAAAGCUGUAGCUAAUUGGCAUCUUUGUUCCUGAAAAAGGGGCAGAAAUGUGAGUAAAUAUGGAAGAGAGAAACCUUGGCUAGGAACUCCCAGGAGUAUGAGCAAGCCUUUAUUGACUUGAAGGGGAAUGGAAUUAUGUGUGAGCCAAGGUUCAGAGAUUCCAAAUAUUCCAUUUCACCCCAACACACACACCAGGUGUCAAAGUGGCAACCUAUGUCCCACAAGAGUGUCCCUUGUUAUGACUUAAUCUUAUUUUCCUUGACUUCCUCACCUACCCCUACCUGCCCCCAAGACUGUAGUACCCAACAUUGACUGAUUCUGUAUAAAAGGUUUCUGAGGCCAAAUUAUUUUGGAAAAGAAAAAACUUCUUGUACUGAAAGAUGCGGUUCAUUUAAUAAAAAUUACAUGGUACAUAAAACUUUUGGAACACAUAGCAUAAAAAGAGAUAUACUAUAAACUAAAUGAAAAUGACAUUCUUUACCUUUCAUCUAGAAUAAAUAAUUUCUUGAAUGAGGAGAGUGCCCAUUUUUGUAGGAUUUUUCCUUUUUUUUCCUCUUUCCUCCAUUUUCUUCAAACUACCAGUCUCUUAAAAAUUUCAGCUGAAUUGCCAAUCAAUUAAAAGAAUUUUAUCAGUGUGUAUGUUAAUAAACUAGACAAUCAAAUUUAAAAUGUUUUAUUGUUCAUUAGUCUUUGCUAAAUAUAGGUAUAGUAUAUGGUAUUGUCAUGAUUUUUCUGACUACUUACAUGGAAAAAGUUUAGUUUUGAAUCAGAAAUGCAAAUGGAACCUGUGAAUCAGAACUGUUUCAGCAGAAUCUCGAAAUGUCAAAAUUCACGCAGCAAAAUUAGAGGACAAAGAAAGAACAAGCAAUAUUGCAUCUCUUGAGGUUGCAACAUGAUAUAGAGUGUAUAGCCACUAUGUUAAUUCCAAGCCAGGUGAUUUAUUUCUGAAUUGUUUAAUAUACCCUGGGUGAAUAUGAUUGCUUAGCCUGAUGCUGAGCAAAGCCACAGGUAUUUCCCCAUAAUAAGAUAGAAGAAAAUGGACAUUCCCAGUCUUUAACAAGAAGAGGUUAAACCAGUAGAGGGAUAUGGUAGGAGCAAAUCAAAACACUAUAAUAGAGAGUUACUGAGACUCAUGUGCAAAUUUAACGUGAAGCAUGAGAAGGAUCUCAGUUAUGGGAUUGAACAAGAUUGGCCAGUUUAUUUGACCAUGCCUUAUGCACUAGAAUUUGUCAUUUCUUUUUAAUCCUUUGUGCCCUAUGCCAAUGAGAUGUGAUUUGGAAUUUUUAGUGACAAGACCAAAUCUGUGCUGCUCUGAGAUACAGAAAAAUCUGUACACUCCAUGUUGUGUAUGUGUGUGUGUGUGUGUAUUUGGCAUGUAUUCCUGAGACUGUUUUAACUUUUUCUAUUCUCUAAGUGUCAUGCAAAGGUCCUGUUCCUAGAAUCCCUAAAAAUAUCAAUUAUCAGUCUUGUAAAAAAUAUUUUAUAGUACAUUUGAGUGUAAAUUUAUGUACUGUUUUGCUGCUUUGUUGUUACUAUUAUAACAUGACUGUUAUCAUAGGGCAUUGUAUGACAAAAUCUGCACUGUCGCAGUUACUUAGAGUGCUGAUAAGUUAAAAAGGGAGAGAUCUGAUCAGAGACUGAGAAGUAAUGGGAGGUGGAAGAAAGGAAGGAAAAUGGAUAAAUAUACCUGGGAUUUACUUGUUUAAAUAAGCAACAUGCACUGGUUCUUUAAAUGAAAAAGUAAAAUUAUGUGUCUACCUUAUGAAAAUGGGUUUUGUAUUUUCUUUUGUUUUAUUCAUGUAAUAUUUCUAUUUUCUUUACAGAUUAUUUUAAUUUAAAUUGUGAAAUUUUUACUUCUAUUGAAAUGUAUUAUGUAUUGUAUUUUUAGAAAUCUUAUUUUUAAAUAAAUAUUUUUAAAACAAAA
Messenger RNA from Monodelphis domestica (gray short-tailed opossum), 10322 nucleotides. RefSeq names its product zDHHC palmitoyltransferase 21 (gene ZDHHC21). NCBI's taxonomy places the organism in Eukaryota, Metazoa, Chordata, Mammalia, Didelphimorphia, Didelphidae. Gene Ontology annotation, molecular function: protein-cysteine S-palmitoyltransferase activity. Gene Ontology annotation, cellular component: Golgi apparatus; endoplasmic reticulum. The record is from RefSeq and is a predicted model, not a curated record. Gene Ontology annotation, biological process: peptidyl-L-cysteine S-palmitoylation; protein targeting to membrane.